CGCCAGUGGGCGUGGCGUGGCUUAAUGCGAAGAGACGCGGCGCGGCAGCGCGUGAGGGCUGCGGCGGCUUCCCUAGAUUAGGCUUGGGAGGCAAGAGGAGGCCUCCUGACCUUUCACACUGCCUUUUUAAUAUUAAGAUGAAGGCACACUCCACAACUUUUUUCCGGCCAGGCCCAGACAUGUCCGUCCUUGUAAGAUAAAAGCUUCCGUGGGAGCCUUCCUUCUUAAUCAAGCCUCGUGGUGGAACAUCGGACCCUUCAAGAGGAAGAAUGAAAGCUCUACAUGGGAACACGAUGUGAAUGGAAGAAGCCUGUCAUUAUGCAAAUAAUACGACACUCUGAACAGACCCUGAAAACAGCUCUCAUCUCAAAGAACCCAGUGCUUGUGUCACAGUAUGAGAAAUUAGAUGCUGGGGAACAGCGUUUAAUGAAUGAAGCCUUCCAGCCAGCCAGUGAUCUCUUUGGACCCAUUACCUUGCAUUCUCCAUCAGAUUGGAUCACCUCCCACCCUGAGGCCCCCCAAGACUUUGAACAGUUCUUCAGUGAUCCUUACAGAAAGAUACCCUCUCCAGACAAACGCAGCAUUUAUAUACAGUCCAUUGGCUCUCUAGGAAACACCAGAAUUAUCAGUGAAGAAUAUAUUAAAUGGCUUACGGGCUACUGUAAAGCAUAUUUCUAUGGCUUGAGAGUAAAACUCCUAGAACCAGUUCCUGUUUCCGCAACAAAGUGUUCCUUUAGAGUCAAUGAGAACACACAAAACCUACAGAUUCAUGCAGGGGACAUCCUGAAGUUCUUGAAAAAGAAGAAACCUGAAGAUGCCUUCUGUGUUGUGGGAAUAACAAUGAUUGAUCUUUACCCAAGAGACUCGUGGAAUUUUGUCUUUGGACAGGCCUCUCUGACAGAUGGUGUGGGGAUAUUCAGCUUUGCCAGGUAUGGCAGUGAUUUUUAUAGCAUGCGCUAUGAAGGCAAAGUGAAGAAGCUGAAGAAAACAUCUUCAAGUGACUAUUCAAUUUUCAACAACUAUUAUAUUCCAGAAAUAACUAGUGUUUUACUACUUCGAUCCUGUAAGACUUUAACCCAUGAGAUCGGACACAUAUUUGGACUGCGACACUGCCAGUGGCUGGCAUGCCUAAUGCAAGGCUCCAACCACUUGGAAGAAGCUGACCGGCGCCCUCUAAACCUUUGCCCUAUCUGUUUGCGCAAGUUGCAGUGUGCUAUUGGCUUCAACAUUAUAGAAAGAUACAAAGCACUGGUGAGGUGGAUUGAUGAUGAAUCUUCUGACACACCUGGAGCAACUCCAGAACACAGUCGUGAGGAUAAUGGGAAUUUACCGAAACCUGUGGAAGCCUUUAAGGAAUGGAAAGAGUGGAUCAUAAAAUGCUUGGCUGUUCUCCAAAAAUAAGGACCUUCAAAUAGGAGCGAUUGAAAUAAAUGACUACUUGCAUGUUAUGCUUUCAUUUGGGUGGAAUACUUCAUCGGAAUAAAUUACUGAUCUUGUGCUGUGUCAAAGUAACAGACUAGAACCUUCUUUCAGGUACCUGAAUUGAAAUGAAACUGAAUAAUAAAAACUCUAGAAACUCUU
Messenger RNA from Rhinopithecus roxellana (golden snub-nosed monkey), 1581 nucleotides. RefSeq names its product archaelysin family metallopeptidase 2 (gene AMZ2). The transcript is spliced from 9 exons. Gene Ontology annotation, molecular function: metallopeptidase activity. Lineage: Eukaryota; Metazoa; Chordata; Mammalia; Primates; Cercopithecidae. Gene Ontology annotation, biological process: proteolysis. The coding region runs from base 283 to 1401 and encodes 372 amino acids. The record is from RefSeq and is a predicted model, not a curated record.